Molecule: messenger RNA, 1585 nt
Organism: Blepharisma stoltei
Lineage: Eukaryota; Ciliophora; Heterotrichea; Heterotrichida; Blepharismidae
Source: the annotation of a GenBank genome assembly
AUGGGUGGGAAGACAAGCAUAUUCAGUAUAUGUAAAGGAAUCCCCAAGCGCAAAAAAUCCAAAAAGAAAUCAACUCAAAACACUCCUCUCCUAAUUGCGAACGCACUAGGCCCAACUGAGGACAAUAUCGAAAACCCCAAAGGAUACUUGUAUUUUAGUAAAAAAGAGCAAAAAUAUUACGAUUCUUUGCUAGUAAAAGAAGAAAAAACACCAGGAGAAAUCAUCGCCCCUACAAAUUGGCAAACAAGUGAAAUGCUCGGCCAGGGUAGCUUUGGCCGCGUUUUGUUUGGCGCAAACAUGGAUACAGGCGAACUGAUGGCAGUCAAACAGAUCCCGAUUGUUGGCUUUGAAUAUGAAACCGCCAACGAGAGGAUUAAAGAGAUCCAAGAAGAAGUUGACAUUUUAAGUCAGCUGAAACACAAAAACAUUGUUAGAUACUUAGGAACUGAAAGAAACGACCAAUUUCUGCAUAUUUUUCUUGAAUAUAUUCCAGGAGGUUCUAUUGCGUCCUUAUUAGCCAAGUAUGGAAAAUUUAACGAAACUUUGAUAAGGGUUUACACCAAACAAAUUUUGGAAGGCCUUGAGUAUUUGCAUUAUCAUAAAAUCAUACAUAGAGAUAUAAAAGGUGCAAAUGUGCUGGUUGGCAGUGAUGGAGUUUGCAAGUUGGCUGAUUUUGGAGCUUCGAAAAGGAUCAUAGGAUUAUGUGACCAAACACAGUUCAAAUCACUUAAUUUUGACAUUAUUAAAAAAAUUAAAAAAAAUAAAAUUUAAUUUAGUUUAAAAAAUAAAAAAUAAUUUAUAGGAUAAAAGUUAGAGGAACUGUAAAUUGAAUGGCUCCAGAAGUAAUGAAAGAAGAGGGCCAUGGACGAUUUGCAGACGUUUGGAGCUUAGGCUGCUUAGUUGUAGAAAUGGCAACUGGCAAGCCUCCAUGGUUUUACAAAACAAACCCGAUCGCUGUCUUCAUGCACGUUUGCAGCACAAAUAAUCCUCCAGAGCUUCCAGAAGAGCUUUCUGAAGAAUGUAAGGACUUUGUAAAAGAGUGCUUUCAAAGAGAUCCCAGCAAGCGUGCCAACGUCUACAAAUUAUUAAGGCAUCCUUUCAUAGUAGGUACGACACAAUAUCCUCUUUAUAUGGGCCCAAGUAAGACUGACGAUUUCUUAUCAAACUCCACAAAAUUUUCCUCAGAUGAUAACAAAGUAGCAGCAUUUUUAUCAGGAAGUUUAGCAGAAAGUGUAUUAUAUCCCUUAAAUUAAAAUUAAUUAUUUUUAUAUAGAAAAAUAAUUUUUUAUAUUUAAUUUAAUAAAGAAUAAAUGAAGAAAUAAAAAUUAAAGAAAAACCCACUGAUGAAGGCAAUUUAGACUAUUGUGAUCCUCAUCAUAAUGUAAAAGCGCCUUUUGAUAGUAUCAUUACAAUAUCUAAAUUCAUUCCAUUAGCCAAAGAAGAAAACGAAGAAAUUAUCUUAAGAAGGCCCAGUGACUCUGGCAGUUCUGAAGAAAGUAAAAUUUUUAAUAACAAUUCUGAAGUCUGCCGAGCUGAAUUAUCGUCAUCUAUUACUGUGAAAAUUCACACUGUAAGAGUUGAAUAA